Molecule: messenger RNA, 612 nt
Organism: Fomitiporia mediterranea MF3/22
Lineage: Eukaryota; Fungi; Basidiomycota; Agaricomycetes; Hymenochaetales; Hymenochaetaceae
Product: cyclophilin-like protein
Exons: 9
Coding region: 1-612 (203 amino acids)
Biological process (GO): protein folding; protein peptidyl-prolyl isomerization
Cellular component (GO): catalytic step 2 spliceosome
Molecular function (GO): peptidyl-prolyl cis-trans isomerase activity
Source: RefSeq, a predicted model, not a curated record
AUGGCACUACCGACGAAAGGACGUGUUAUCAUCGACACGACUGUAGGCGAGCUAGAUGUUGAGAUAUGGUCCAGAGAAACGCCGAAGACGUGUCGGAACUUUAUUGCUCUUGCUAUGGAGGGUUAUUAUGAUGGAGUGAUAUUCCAUCGUGUCGUGCCCGACUUCCUCGUACAAACUGGAGACCGAACUGGGACCGGCGCAGGCGGAGAGUCAUUUUAUGGAGAGCCCUUUGAGGAUGAGAUACAUCCUCGAUUACGGUACACACACCGAGGACUCGUCGGAAUGGCAAACAACGGAACGAAAGACUCCAAUGACUCCCAAUUCUUUAUCACUCUUGACCGAGCAGAUGAGCUACACGGGAAGCACACGUUGUUCGGGCGGUGUGUUGGAGACACUAUCUUCAAUAUCAUGAAGAUUGGAGCAAUGGAGCUGGAUAGUGAGGGCAAACCGUUAUAUCCGCCUAAAAUCAAGACUGUACGAAUCGUCGACAAUCCAUUCCCUGACAUCGUGCCCCGCAUUACUGCCGAAGAGAAGAGGGCUCAGCAACGAGCUCGAGAACAAGCACAGAGAGAACGUGAAGAGGAGAUUCGACGAAAAGGCGCAAAAAAGUGA